UGCGGCUCUCCCAGUGACGGAAACUAAGACCCAACAGACUAGGGCCCUUUGGUAUAAAGGUUUUGGUCUAAGCCGAUCGUGGCUCAGUCUGCAGAGAAACGUGCGUGCAUAGCUUUGGUCUUUGGUCAGGGGUUACGGUGUGGUUCGAAUUUGGACUAGAUUUAUAGCGGGUGAUCAGGUGGAAAAUGCAUUUUCCGGCUUUCGAUGACUUCUAUCAGCGAAUUCUGCUUCUUUUGCCGUUCGCCGCAAAUUUUAGGUCUGAUGAUUUUGAUUACAAAUCGCCAGCGAGAUGGCAGGAUAACUUCCCCCAUUGUGGAGGUUCAGAUCAGUCGCCAAUUGCGAUUAGCAGACGCAAAGUAAUACCUCUCAGCUUGCCCCCGCUAGUAUUCGAGGUAUACGAUGAGUAUUUCGAUGACCUAGUGACCGUGACAAAUAAUGGACAUACAGUUGAAUUUAAAGUUCCGGCGACUAUCUAUGGCGUAAGACCCUAUGUUACAGGAGGUCUGUUGCAAGACUGCUACGAGGCUGAGGCUGUGCACUUCCAUUGGGGAUCCCCGGAGAGCAAGGGAUCGGAACAUGUGCUCAACGGCCGUCGAUUUGAUCUGGAAAUGCACAUUGUCCAUCGGAACACCAAAUAUCUGACUCUUGAAGAAGCAGUAAAUAAUAGCGACGGAGUGACCGUACUGGCGGUGCUUUUUAAGGUUGUGCGGGCGGGUCCUACAUUCUACCAGCCCGGACUUCAUGAAAUCUUCAGUUCACUGCUCCAUUUGGGAAACUUUAACAGCAGCCACACGGUGCAGGAACGGAUCACUCUGGGGUCGUUGCUGGGAAACCUGGACAGAGGAAAUUUCUUUACGUACAAGGGUUCCCUGACGACGCCACCAUGCUCACCGGUGGUCCAGUGGCAUGUGUUCAGCGAAGUGCUUCCCAUCUCGCACCAGGAACUGCCCAAGUUCUGGCAAAUUCGCGACAACCUGGGUCGUCCGCUGCAAAAGAACUUCCGGCCACUACAGUCGCAGGAAAACAGGCUCAUCUUCCAUCGACAACCUUUCGUGCCGCUGCAGCCGGAGCAGCUGCCAGAACUGAUCUGGUUAUAG
Molecule: messenger RNA, 1097 nt
Organism: Drosophila subpulchrella
Lineage: Eukaryota; Metazoa; Arthropoda; Insecta; Diptera; Drosophilidae
Gene: CAH8
Product: carbonic anhydrase 15
Exons: 4
Coding region: 186-1097 (303 amino acids)
Cellular component (GO): cytoplasm
Molecular function (GO): zinc ion binding; carbonate dehydratase activity
Source: RefSeq, a predicted model, not a curated record